AUGAAUUUGAAUAUUUAUAAAAUUUGUCUUGUUGGAGACCAAAGUGUAGGUAAAACGUCAUUAGUUAACCGUUAUGCAAAGGGAGGGUUUAGUACAAAUGAAAAAGCAACUAUUGGUGCUAAUUUUAUUGCUACAAGUUAUAUAAAGCAAGGGCAAGAAAUUAAAUUAGCAUUAUGGGACACAGCGGGACAAGAGAAAUAUAGGUCAAUGGUUUCUAUGUAUUAUCGAGGGAGUAGAGGAGCAGUAAUAGUUUAUGAUGUUACUAAUAGAACAUCAUUUGAAGAUAUUAGAGGGUGGUGUGAUGAAAUUUUCAAAGCAGAACCAGAUGUUGUUUGUAUGCUUGUAGGAAAUAAAGCAGAUAAUAAUCAAGAAAGACUAGUAAGUUCUGAGGAGGGAGAAGAAUUAGCAAAAGAAUUAGGUAUUUUAUUUUCUGAAGCAUCAGCUAAAACAGGAGAUAAUGUUAAAGAAACAUUUAUACAACUCUUUGAAGCUAUUAAUUUUGAUGAGUCACAUUUACCAAAAGGUGAUAUUCAAUUAAAUAAAAGCAAACAAGAAGAAAAGGGAUGUUGUUAA
Molecule: messenger RNA, 573 nt
Organism: Entamoeba nuttalli P19
Lineage: Eukaryota; Evosea; Mastigamoebida; Endamoebidae
Product: Rab family GTPase
Exons: 2
Coding region: 1-573 (190 amino acids)
Molecular function (GO): GTPase activity; GTP binding
Source: RefSeq, a predicted model, not a curated record